CAAUUAAUCGUUUCAAGCACUAUAAAAACGAAUUAUUUCAUCGAUUGAAGCAUCAGUUACACAUCAUCGUUUGCUAAAUUCACUUGAAUUUCCCUCUAAACCAAUCCCCCCAUAAGCACCAUGUCUGCCAAAUUUGUGAUCUGCCUGGCCCUGUGCGCUCUGAGCACCGUUUCGGCUGGAGUUCUGCCCCUGGCGGCGGCUCCUCUGGCGGCUGGUGUUGUGGCCCCCUACGCCACCUCGUACAACGCUCACACCGUCAACCACGCCAUCGCUGCCCCCUACGUCGCCGCUGCUCCCUAUGUUGCUGCCCCAGCUGCCAAGCUUCUGGCUGCCCCGGCUCCUCUGGCCUAUUCCGCCUAUGGUGCAGCUCUGCCUGCCUUCAGCCCGUACACCGCUCUGCCCGCUAGCUAUGUGCUGUAAAACUUGAUGGUGCGCUCGCUCAUCCUACGAUGGAACUAGUUCAAAUACCUAUCCAGAAGGAAAAGUGAUAUUCGAGGCGCUACACGCUGGCGAGGCAAAGCCGCUCAGUAGUGACCUCUGUUAGGCCAAUAUGCUAUCCUGUGUGCAACCAAUGGCUGUCGAACAGUUUUGGCAGACAAUCUUUUGUAAAUAGCUCUUCCCUGUUGUUUAUAUAUUUUUUAUAACGAAACUGCAAUACAAUCUGAAGACAGAAA
Molecule: messenger RNA, 674 nt
Organism: Aedes albopictus (Asian tiger mosquito)
Lineage: Eukaryota; Metazoa; Arthropoda; Insecta; Diptera; Culicidae
Product: adult-specific rigid cuticular protein 15.7-like
Exons: 2
Coding region: 121-420 (99 amino acids)
Source: RefSeq, a predicted model, not a curated record